GUCAGAGGCAACAUCUAAAGCUUGAGUUAAAGAACAUCUACGGGGUGUCUUUUCACAGGCACUGCCCGUCAGGGGAGAAGGGUACCACCAGUGUGUUAUUAGGCCCCAUCUUGGACGUAACAGAUCUCAGAUGCAAUGGAUUGGUUUCCUUAUAGAACUGGUGCUGUGCUGUUCAUUUUAAUGGUUCUCCUGGAGUUCAGUAGUGGCUUUCAUGUUGAGGUAAAAGAAUGGGAUGAAAAUGGUGUAGCAAGGUGGAAAACGUUUCGGAGGCAAAAACGAGAAUGGGUUAAGUUUGCUGCUGCCAUCAGGGAAGGUGAAGACAAUUCAAAGAGAAAUCCCAUUGCUAAGAUACGAUCAGAUUGUGAAGAAAAACAACCAGUUAUAUACAGAAUAUCAGGAAAAGGGAUUGAUAGUGAUCCAUAUGGUGUAUUUAUCAUCAAUCAGAAGACUGGUGAAAUUAAUAUAACAAAAAUAGUAGAUCGAGAGGCAAAUCCAGUUUUUAUUAUAAACUGUUUCGCUAUAAAUCCAACCACACAGCAGUCAGUGGAAACUGCACUUCAACUUCGAGUUCGGGUUAUGGAUAUUAAUGAUAAUCCACCCAUAUUUACUCAGGCGGUCUUCAGUGGGGCAAUUAGUGAAAGCAGCAUGGAUAAUACGUUGGUGAUGAAAAUAACAGCCACAGAUGCAGAUGAGCCAAAUAAUUUGAAUUCCAAAAUUGCUUACAAGAUUGAGAGUCAGACUCCUGGAGGUCCAUCAAAAUUUAUUUUGAACACAAUAACUGGGGAACUGCAUUGUGCAAAUAUGCUUGACAGAGAGGAACAUAGCAGCUAUUCUCUGGUAGUGAAAGCCACAGACAGGAAUGGGGGUCCAGAUGGAAUAUCAUCUGAAUGCAUAUGUAAUGUUGAGGUGGAAGAUGUAAAUGAUAACUUUCCUACCUUCUCACAGAGCUCGUAUUCACUACAAAUUUCAGAAAAUACCCUGAGUCAUGAGCUGAUAAGGAUACAGAUUAUUGAUCUGGAUCAAAUGCAUACAGAUAACUGGAAAGCAGACUGUUACUUUAUCUCUGGAAAUGAAAACAACAACUUUGCGAUAGAAGUAGAUUCAAUGACAAAUGAAGCUGUCCUGAUGGUGAUAAAGGAACUUGAUUAUGAACAUUCUUCAAACAUACAAUUAAGCAUUGGUGUACGAAAUGUAGCUCCUUUCCACUAUUCAGUGGCUAAUCAGUAUCAAGCUACAGGCACUCCAUUUUCAGUAGAAGUAAUAAAUAUUAGAGAAGGGCCAGCAUUUGCUCCUUCCACAAUAACAAUUACUGCACCAGAAGGUGAUAUGAUCACCUACCAAGCUGGAACAUUUCAAGCUAUAGAUCAAGAUACAGGAAGACCUGCUACUAAUGUUCGCUAUCAGAUGGGACAAGAUCCAGCUGCUUGGUUUAAUAUUGACUCAAGAACUGCGGUAAUAACUUUUAAGAAACCAAUUGAUCGAGAAUCAAUUUAUGUGUAUAAAGGGUCAUACAGUGCAGAGGUAAUAGCUAUUAGUACAGAAAGCCCUUUCACAACAGCCACUGGUACCAUUGUUCUUCAGAUUGAAGAUGUGAAUGAUAACUGCCCAACUAUAACCAGUGAAGUCAGAAAAGUUUGCAUGUCCAGCCCAACAGUCACAAUCACAGCAACAGAUCUAGAUGAUUAUCCAAAUGGUCAGCCUUUUAAAUACACCAUAAUCGCACAGCCUCCAGAAAGUUCAUGGACUAUCAAAGUAGUGAACGAUACCUCUGCACAACUGUCCACAGUGAAAAUGGAUUUUGUGAUUCAUGAAGUGUAUGUUAAUGUGAUGGAUAACAGAGGCAGAAGCUGUGAAAGACCACAACUAGUUCCUUUGCAAGCUUGUCGUUGUGAUUCAUAUGGAAGGUGUACUUCUGGUGCUACACAGAGAAUAACUGUCAUUAUUAGUGGUGGUGCUGGUGGGGGUACAGCUGGAGGAGCAGAGGGAACCGGUGGAACAGGUGGUGGUAGAGAUUAUGGUCCUGGUGGUAUAGGUUCAGUUGAUGGUGGAGAUGGUGUUGGCACUGGUAUUGGUGGUGGUGACUACGGUCCUGGUGGUACUGGUAUUUCUUCUGGUGGUGGAGAAGAUUAUUAUGGUGGCAUUUAUGGACCAAGGCAGCAGGGAGGAGCAAUGACAAUUAGUGCUGUUGUCGUCGGUCUGAUGUUCCUUGGAGCACUAAUAUUUGUGUUGGUUCCCAUUCUGAUGUCACAGAGUGACUGUUGCGGCUAUUGUGGAGGUGGUCCUACUGGUGGAGUUGGAGCUGGUUUUGAGCCUGUUCCUGAAUGUAAUGAAGGAGCAAUUCACUCUUGGGGAAUUGAAGGAGCACAGCCUGAAGAUCGGGAUGUUUCAAAUAUGUGUGUGCCAGUAAAAGGUGCAACUAAAGGUGAAUUUGCUGACUCAUCAGAUAUUUAUACAACAAAGUAUGGAGAUGGAGGAGUAGUGUGUUCAGAAGAAACUACAGCACUAGGUGCAGCUAAAGGUUAUGGAACGACUGUGGAUUAUGGAACUACAGGCUAUGGAACAACAGGAAGGAAAGAAAUGUAUGGAGGGACAAUGAAAGAAUACAGAGAGAGUGGAGUGAACAUGGCAUUCUUAGACAGUUAUUUUUCUGAGAAAGCAUUUGCCUAUGCAGAUGAAGAUGAAGGCAGACCUGCAAAUGAUUGUCUACUGAUAUAUGACCAUGAGGGUAUAGGCACUCCUGUUGGUUCCAUUGGCUGUUGUAGUUUUAUUGGAGAUGAUCUAGAUGACACCUACCUGGAUACAUUGGGACCAAAGUUUAAGACACUUGCAGAAAUCUGCUUGGGUGUUGAAAUUGAGCCCUUCCCAGAUCCCAGUUCACCUUGGCCAUCUAUUCCCAAUCCUGAAAUAGAUAUGAAUCUUCCACCACCAGGAACAACCAUUGUUGUUAAUACAUCUUCAUCUGUACCUCCACCCGUACCUCCACCAAUGUCUUCACCAGUGUCUACUGCUGUUGGUGGUACAACAGUUGUUACUGAAAACACCUAUACAACUACUUCCACUGUACAACCUCCUCCAAGACCUAUACCUGACCCAAUGCUCCAUGGUAAUGUAGUGGUGACUGAGACGUACACAUCUGGGCCAGCUCUGAAACCUCCUCCAAUUAGUGUUGAUCCAUUGUGCGGGUCAAAUGUUGUAGUUACAGAAAGAGUGGUUGGUCCUGCCUCAGUUGCUGAUUUCCAUGGCAUGAUAGAUAUCCCUGAUAUUCCAGAUGGAUCAAAUGUGGUGGUUACAGAAAGGGUUAUUGCACCAAAUUCACGGAUACCCACUUCAAUGAGCAUUCCUGAUCUAGCGGAUGGGUCUAAUGUAGUUGUGACAGAAAGAGUGAUUCGACCUAGCAGUACCAUGCAGGGCAAUUUAAGCAUUCCUCCUGAAUUAUCAAGUGCUCGUAAUGUGGUUGUUACAGAAAGAGUGGUGUCGGGGGCAGGAAUGAGUGGUGUGAGUGGCAUGGGGGGGAUAGGUGGCAUCACAGGCCAGAUGCUCAGUCCUGAUAAUCGUUUUAGCCAGACAAUUGGAUCUGCUUCCCCUGGUACAUCUCGGAGAAGAGUAACAAAGUACAGCACAAUACAGUAUUCUAAUCAGUAAGACCACUUACAGUUCUGUAUUGUUACAGAGCUCAACAUUUUCAAUGUUUUUAGAUUUGCCACAGAAUUACAUUUUCAUUAUUUAUGGUUAGCCAAUCUCACCAAGGGGAAAAUUUAUUAUUUGACAAGGUUAUCCAGUUCCAAUGAGAAAUAUAGAGUAUAGGGAAGCAUGGGUAUAUUAAGCAUGGCUACAUUUUUUUCCAAAUAUUGUAGAAGCCAUUUGCACAGUUUUUUGUACAUAACUAUUGUUGUAGAGGACUGUUAAUUCAACACACCACCUUCAUUCAGUCAAAGUGCCCUGUAUUCACCUAUCAUAGUAUUUUCUUCUACUUUUCUUCAACAUGAUAAAGAAAUGGAACUGGACUCAAGCUUGAAAUACUCACUGAGCUGUUUCACUCUUAAAUGUGUUUUCUUUAUUUGAUGGUGCUUGUUUAGAAUCUAUUCCUAAUAAUAACAAUUCCCGGUUCAACAUGCAAUUCAGUGCAUUCUUAAAGCUCUCUGGUGGAUCAACAUGAAGCAGUUAAAUAUCAAAACGCAGUCAGAAGGAAACAUGACUACCUGAGCUCCCUUGUAUUAUUAUAGGUAGCCAGUACAGAAAAAUGUUACAGUGAUCAUGCCUCUAGCGGAUUCCAGGUAGUAUAAGAUGCAAAGAGAAUACUGUAUGCUAUGGCAAUUUGGCAAUUACACUUUACUGCCCUCACAAAAUACCACCUCCAUUCUUUAAAACUUGCUUUUAAAAAAAAAAUCUUAACACACACUCUUCAAAGCUACCCCCACAGCCUGGUCUAUACUUGAAACAAUUAGCCUUAUUGAGUUAUAUUUACAGUUCCCCAAAUUGUAUAACCAAGAGCCCUGUGGCACAGAGUGGUAAGCUACAGUACUGCAGUCGAAGCUCUGCUCUCAACCUGAAUUUGAGCCUCAUGGAAGUCAGUUUCAGAUAGCUGGCUCAAGGUUGAUUCAGCUUCUGAGGUUGGUAAAAUGAGUACCCAGCUUGCUGAGGAGGUAAAGUGUAGACUACUGGGGAAGGCAAUGGCAAAUCACCCUGUCUAGUAAACAUCAUAAUGUGAUAUCACCCCACAGUCAGUAAUGACCCAGUAAUUGUCUUUACCUAAAUUUUGUAAAACAUACAUACAUAUCUUAUUAACUGUCUUCUUAGUUCACUAUGGUUUUUGUUCACUAUAUUCUACCAGUGCAACUCUAAAUUAAAUUAUUGCUUUGAAGUCCAUUAACUCCAAUGGACUAGGAAGAAUGCAACUCUGCUCAGAAUGAGAGUGUAAGGGCCCAGUCCAGAUUGGGGGGGCGGGGGAUAGUCUUGUGGGAACAUUGAAGCGUUAUGCCAGUUUGUUUAUACCUACAUCAGUGGAGGCACCUACAUCAGUGGAGAAAGCAAAGAUGCUGGCACAGCUCUGUGGCACCCAAACCCAGAAAUGUCUGCCACCUGGGAGAUACACUGGCAUCUGAGAGCAUGUUGACACAUCAGGAGGGGCAGGUCAGAGGCUUUCCUGGUGGUAGAGCUCACUUUAGUUGGCUUCCAUUGGGGUUCAGCCCAGGAACGCCAUCCUCCAUGGCUGCAGACUUACACCACUGGAAAGUGUAGCGCAAAUCUUUUUCUACAAUGGAGUUUUUCAGUGGCAGGAAGGUUUUCCAAUUUCCGUUCUUUCCACGAUACCCUUUUGAGUCCUUUUGAGAAGGCAUGGCACUGCCUUCACGACACCAUCCCUGGCCACCGUAGCUCCCCGCAUCUGGAUUGGGCUGCCCAGGACAUUUUAGCAGAGUGAAAACAAUUGUUGCGGAUAAUUAACCAAUCCAAGAGUGCAGCUAAUAAACGAUAUAAGAAUAUUAGAAAAGGUAUGUAAUACUAUAGUUUGAAAGUAAAUCUGGAUACAUUAAAUAUGUCCUACCCAAAAAUAUUUCCACAAUAAAUUUAAUUAUUAAGUAUUCGCCUACUAAUAGUGCACUAUAGGUGUUUACAAUGCUGAUGCAAAAUUUGAUUCUUACAUACCUUUACCCAUAGUCCCAUUGAAAUCAGGAGAAUUUAACUUUUAAAUAAACAUGAUAGGAUUACACUGCACAGAUCUUUUCCAUGUUGUUUAACUGCUUUCAUAGAUAACUUAAAAAUAAAAUAUUGAAAAUAUAGAAUAUAUUGGCUAAGAUCCAAAGAGCUAUUUUAGGCAUCUUUAAUUAUUUGUUUCCUUUUAAUAGCCAAUUAUUUGUUUCUUUUGAACAAUAUGUCACAAAUGACUAAAUGAGACAUCAUUCUGUAUUAAUACAGGAUCAGAAAGAUAAAAGGCAGCCUAUUGAUUCAGUUGUUUGUUACAACUUUAUUGGAGAUGUUCCUCUAUUAGCUUCAAUAUACUUAUAUAGUGCUGAGUAUGAGGUAUGGCUGUUUGAGAAACACAUGGUCAAAGCCCCUUGGACAUGCAAAAGUGGCUGCAUGAUUCUUUGGGUUCUGGUCUUCAUGUUUUCGUUAUGUACCAUAUGUAAACUAAAUGUAACUGCCAUGUAGACAGCACAUUAGUACUGUAAAUACAAUAGGUAUUUACAUGGAAUUUUCUUAACUAGGCUAUACUAAUCUAUUCUCUGUGAUUUGAUUAUUACCAUUAUUUGGGUAGACAUAUAUGAAACAAUUUUGAGGGUCUUUAACUACUUAGGGCUGUUUCCCAUGUUGCAUUUUCCUAGCUAUAUUUUUAAAAUGUGUCUUAAUAAGAGUCAGAAACAUGGAUGGAUACUUGUAUGUUCUGCUUCUUAGACAACUCAGUUAUGAAUAUAAAGCCAACUAGCUCCUGCAUUCUCAUCAGUAUUCAUAGUUUACUUUUAUGAUGGUACAAAGAGGUUAGGCUACUUCCCUGCACACAUUGUACCAAUGGAAACAAAAUUUCAGAAGUUGCUUAUUUAUUUAGAUUUCUUUGGAUCAGUUCAAUUUUAGGGGCUUGUGUGUGCUUUCGGGGCUUAUCACCACUUCCUUGACA
Messenger RNA from Sphaerodactylus townsendi, 6610 nucleotides. It is a transcript of the gene DSG4, whose product is annotated as desmoglein 4. Gene Ontology annotation, biological process: homophilic cell-cell adhesion. Gene Ontology annotation, cellular component: desmosome; plasma membrane. Bases 136 to 3642 code for a protein of 1168 amino acids. NCBI's taxonomy places the organism in Eukaryota, Metazoa, Chordata, Lepidosauria, Squamata, Sphaerodactylidae. The record is from RefSeq and is a predicted model, not a curated record. Gene Ontology annotation, molecular function: calcium ion binding. The transcript is spliced from 17 exons.